This is a messenger RNA of Bursaphelenchus okinawaensis, 4007 nucleotides long. The record is from the annotation of a GenBank genome assembly. Lineage: Eukaryota; Metazoa; Nematoda; Chromadorea; Rhabditida; Aphelenchoididae.
AUGUUACACUUGCCUGCCUCGUACAACGCCCAACGGCGUUCGCUGAUCGCGCAGGAUCACGCACAUUACUCCUUGCCAAGAAGUCGAGUCGGGUCUUUUAUCGACGAAAUCUCCGAAAUCAGGUCAAUAUUUGAUGUUAGAGAGGCUUACCAUGAAAUUCACAAAAUUUAAAAAAAUUUUUUUUAAAUUUAAAAAAAUUGAAAAAAAAAAUUUUUAAAUUUAGGAUUAUUUGAACUAAAAAUUUUUUUAAGCUCCAUUUUAACUAAAAAGUCCUUCUUAAACCUAAUAUAGGCAAAAAUUAUCAUUUUUUUCAAAAAAAAAAUCAAAAUUUAAAAAAGUCAUACUAUUUAGUAUGAAGUCAGUAAGAACCCAGUACGUUUGUAAAACAAAGCUUAUUUCAGUGCCGAACGCUUAAACUUAUACGUGGACCGGAAUGACACAAACACACAUGGGAUCGACAACACCGAUGAUGACGUUCCACCGGGUGUUACCUUCCCAGAGGAGCCCAAAACUCCGCGCGAAAAACUUAAACAGGUACGAGAAUUUCAAUUUCGAUAUUAUUUACUUUACGUUACUCUACCCUUAAUAUAAAUGUUAAUUCUUCAGUUUUUUUCAGUUUUAAAAUUUUACAAAAUCAAUUUUUUUAGUUCCUAGGGUAUGAGUUGUUACCUAAAACGUUAUUUUUUACAGAAAUUCAAAAUGAUAUAUCCUCACGUUGGGUUAGUGGUACUAUCAGCUGUUUAUACUGUUCUUGGUGCUGCCAUUUUUCAUCAUGUAAGUUUUUUUUCAAAUUUUUUGAAAGAUUGUUAUAUAGAAAGCCACUUUUUCAAUUUUUGUGAAAGGGUCCUCCCUCACAUUUAUUGAUUUACCACUUUGUAUAUAAUUAAACUUCUUACUGUCACCAAUUUUAGUUAGAAGGUCCCUUCGAACUACAUAUCAGAAACGCGACGGCGACACGAGUUCAAUUGCUCAAGAAUCGGAUAAUAACUCAGUUGUGGACGAUGGCCAAAGAGAUUCCACAUGCAGCGCAUUUGGACAGCGGUCAGAACACAACACUGCCUUGGCCGCCGGGAGACGAGGGCUUUCAACAGUGGGCCGAAGUCGCCAAUACGGGGUGGGUUUUUUAUUUUUUUUAAUUGGGGUGAAUUUUUUAAAAUUUUCGAAAUUUCAAUUAAUUUUUAAAAUUUAAACUUUUUCAAAUUUUAUUUUCAGUAUGAACUUGGUGAUAAAAGACGUAUUUAUCGAUUACACAAAAAACUACCUCACGCCUGAAGACAUAAUUAACGGAACGGGUCCAAAUAAGUGGUCAUUUGGUGCAAGCAUUUUCUUUUCCUGGACUGCCAUUACUACGAUAGGUUAUGGUAAGAUACCCUACCCUACCCUUAUCUUUCCCUACCCUACACUACCCUACUUUAUCAUUUUACUUUCACUUUGGCUUUGUCUGUCCUACCUCUUGCUAUCCCUACUGUAAAUUACCCUCUUUUACCCUACUCUAGCUCUUCCUUACCAUGACCUACUUUACCCUACUGUAUCUUACCUUGAUUUGCAUUACUUUACUCAAUCUUACUUUGAACCUCCCUUACCUUACUUUCCCUAAAAUUUUAUAAUAAACAUUUAAUUUCAGGUCACAUUGUGCCACGAACGUUAGCAGGCCGUGUUUCUUGUUUGUUGUACGCGUUGUUUGGAAUUCCUCUAAUCCUAGUGACCAUCGCUGAUAUCGGUCGUUUUUUAUCAAGUAAGUUUAACAAUAAAUUUCUAAAGUUUUUAAAUUUAAAUGUAAGCUGUAGGCUUAGUUUUUAAGCAUAAGAUUUAUUUUUAAGCAUAAUAUGAAUUUUUAAUCCUAAAGUCAUUUGUUAAGCACAAAGUUUAUCUUUAAAAAUAAAAAUCAACUUUUAAGCCUAACAGAUGUUUUCGAAAUUAAUUUUUUCAGUCCCAAGUUUAUUUUUAAGCCUAAGGUUGUCUUUAAACAUAAAAAUUAUUUUUUAAGCUUAAAAAUUAUUUUCUAAGCCUAUAAUGCAUUUAUUAAGCCUGAACUUCAUUUUUAAGCCUAAAAUUCGUUUUGAAGCAUAAAUUUCACUUUCAAAUUUUAUUCUUAAGUCCAAAGUUUAUUUUUAAGCCAAAGAUUUAUUUUUAAUCUUAGGCUUAAAAAUGCUUGCCAUUUCUAACCCCACCCUUUUCAGCGGGCAUCAUCUGGGUGCACAACGCGUUGCGGCGGUUGCGCAUCGGGUGUUUCGUGCGACUAAAGCGUUGCUGUCGAUUUUGUUGUUGUUGUUUUCGAUUUCGUAGGAAAAAAGGUAAAACUGAUCGAACAAUCAAAAAUGCGAACAAAUCAUUGAGUAAUGGAGGUACUAUCAGAGCUGAAAACCAUCUCGGAGGGGGACGGUUUGUAAGGACGAGGCUACAACAACCUGACAAUGUUAGUGAUGCUGGGACUUUCGAAGGUAAGCGGGGUUUUUUUUGCUUUGUAAAGAAAGUUCUUGCUAUUUUUUGUUUUUUAAACAAACUUUUUGUCAUUUUUUGUCUUGUAAACAAAGUUCCUGCCAGUUUAUGCUUUGUAAACAAAGUUCUUGCCAUUUAAAUUUUGUAAAGGAAGUUAUCGCUAUUUUUUGUUUUGUAAAGAAAGUUUUUGCAAGGAUGUUGUUUGUAAAGAAAGUUCUUGCCAUUUUUUUGGUUUUGUAAAAAAAGUUCUUGUCAUUUGUUGUCUUGUAAACAAAAUUCUUGCCAUUUCAAACUCAACUUUCAGACGUCUCAGAAAUCCCGACCCAAGAAGGUACAUCAAGCGAGGAUACCCACGCUCGUGCCGACGAGAUCGACGAGUUUGCGGAGCUACAACAAGAACGUCGCGUAUCAGUCCUGUUCAUACUGUUCAUCAUGCUCGGAUACACUGCUGGCGGUGCUUGUCUGAUGCAGUUGUGGGAACAGUGGAGCUUCGUUGAUGCGUUUUAUUUUUGCGCGGUUACUGUAACAACGAUCGGGUUUGGGGAUAUUGUGCCACAGAACAGCGACUUUCUACCGGCUACGCUGACUUAUAUUGUUAUUGGGUUGAUCAUUACGACUAUGUGCAUUGGUGAGUUUAGAACGGCAAAAAUUGUUUUUAAUUGAAAUUUGAAGUUAAGGCUAGCAUUUAUGAGUAUUAAAAGUUUGUUUUAGGCUUAAAACUGCAUUUUAAAAAGAAAAAAGAUUGCCUUUACCUAAAAAGUAUAAUCUUAGGCUUAAAAGUGGAAUAAAAAGCUUAAAAAUAAAGUUUCUACUACUCGCAUUACCAUUAAAUGUCAUUUCAGACCUAGUAGGAACCGAAUACAUUCGAGACAUUCACUUUUACGGCCGCAGUUUGGGCCGUUCCUUCCUAACCAUCGGCGGAAAAGUGGUGCAUUUGGGCGAAGUUUUUAGUUAUGUAGCCUUUCUACAAAAGAAUUAUGGCUUGACUCCAGAACAGCUGGAUAAACUUGCGCAACUACCAGACGAAUAUCUACUGGAUUGCAUGAUAAAUGGAAAACAACCGGAUCUGAAUUGGGUGGGAGGAAAACCGUUCAUUCCUCCCGACAUCUACUACUUUAAGGUAAGUUUUUUUUUGAUUUUUGGUCUAAAAGUUCUUGAAAUUUUAAAAUUUUAGGUAACAAAAUUUAAUAAACUGUCCAAAAAUUUAAUUCCCAAAUUUCCAGUGGAUCGAGCACCCCCGAACCCUCUCCUACGCCUCCGAGCGUGUCCUCGCCUCCAUGGAGUCACUCGACCUCAAUACCUCACGAUGUUCAACGGCCAGAACACUCACUCCUCGCGAAUAUUAUCAACGAAUUCUGAUGCAUUACUGUAAACAGAUGCAACAGUCUCAACCGCCGCCUGGUGUCACACAAAUGCUUCAGAAUCAGAAUGCCGGGAAUCAGAGCGGUUCCGGUCGAUUGCAUCAACAAAACAACCUGAAUUCGCUUCCGACCGAGACACUGCUUUAUGGUAAUCAUAGGCCAUCGAUGAGUGAUCGAACUACUGCCAUUUUUGCACUACCUUCGUAG